Dreissena polymorpha is the source of this 3582-nucleotide messenger RNA. RefSeq lists its product as uncharacterized. Lineage: Eukaryota; Metazoa; Mollusca; Bivalvia; Myida; Dreissenidae. The transcript is spliced from 8 exons. Bases 1195 to 1935 code for a protein of 246 amino acids. The record is from RefSeq and is a predicted model, not a curated record.
UUCCGCGCUUUUUCGAUUUCGAUUUGUAUGUAGUGUUUUAUGGCCAUGCUGGCAUUGGUUUUUCGCGGAAAGUGAAAGUUCCGCGAAAAAUGACAAUCCCGAUAUUUGCUAUAUUAGUAUAUGUUUUUAGCGGGGGUCCCCUUUGGCUUUCCAUACCUUUGGCUUUCCAUACGAUUUGUAUGUAGUGUUUUAUGGCCAUGCUGGCAUUGGUUUUUCGCGGAAAGUGAAAGUUCCGCGAAAAAUGACAAUCCCGAUAUUUACUAUAUAAGUAUAUGUAUUUUAGCGGGGGUCCCCUUUGGCUUUCCAUACUUUGAAGUGGAAAUUAAAGUCACGUUUUUUUACAGGGUUGUUACAGUUUAGAUGCGUUUAAUUAUUCCGGAUUAAUCGGGAAAUCCGGAUUAUGUAGACCAGUUGAUUGCUAUUGUAUUCAUUCGGGCUGUUCUGCGCUCGCGCAUAUAUACUUGGUAGUUUCAAAUUACUUUAAUUUCAUUUUUUUAGAUCUCAAGUUAGCGCAGUGGUCGGUACGGUACAUGCACUUUCCACCUGGGUUACCCGGUUUGCAUUUAAGCUUAGUUGGUGAUAACAUACCGGACUACAGCACAAAUGCAAUAUUCAGACUACAACACAAAUGAACUAUUUCAGAAAAAAACACACUGGACAUUGAGUCUUUUAUUAAAAUUUGUGUCCCAAAUUGUGUGCUUCCAGUAAGUUCAUUAGAUAGAAGUGCUAGGACAAACUUCCGAUCCGCACAAAAAAAGGCUCAUGCGCGAAUAAAAAAAAACAUCAUAUACUUUGAAAUACACAAACUCACUGAUUCUUUUCGUAAUAUACAGUUUGAAUCGUAGAUCUGAAGAAAAAAGCACAGCAGUUUAUCCGCGAACCUAUUGUUUAGGUCGCUGGUUUAUUGUGAGUGCCAGUCAAAAGCAGACGACAAUACAAAAUUUGUCCAAUGAAAAAUCGAAGAAAAAAAGCACAGCAGUUUAUCCGCGGACCUAUUGUUUACGUCGCUGGUUUAAUGUGAGUGCCAGACAAAAGCAGACGACAAUAAAAAAAUUGCCCAAUGAAAAAUCGAAAUCACGUGACACGUUAAAGCAAUAUAAAGUGAAUCGCAUACAUACACGCACGCACAUCAGUAUCGUUAUACCGGUUGUGUUCAUCGUAGGACUAGCUCAAUACAGAUCCAAAAGUCUAGCAAUGAAGAUGUUUCGGGCGGCUCUGUGUGUGGUCAUCUUGGCGUCGGUGGUCUACUGCAUGCCGACUGAAAUUGAUGCCAAAGCCAAAUGCGGAUCCUCGUUCAACCUGACGCUAAACGAAGAUUAUCGCGUGGCCACUAAAGCUGUCGUUGACACGAAUUACACGUGCAUGGUCAAGUUCACUUCGGAAACCAAGGGCGACUGUAAGGGCACGUGCUACAUGUUCGACAAGUACGCGGAGAUAUCAGACGACAAAGUUACAUUGAACGUGGGCAACAUGACCUAUCAGAAAGGAAGCGAUUUCCCGCACGAGCCCAGGUGCAUCGAUGACGUCACUGUUGACGUAACGUUGAUCCACGUGGCGGGAUUCAUGUAUAACAAGACUGACCCCAACUACAAGUUCAAAUUGGACGUUUACAACAAGUGCGGACCGAAGGGAAAAGUUAAAAGUAUGACCUUUGAAGAAGCAGUUGAGGAAGUAGAUGGUUACCAUCACGGCGAGGAGAAGACGACCCGCGAGAAGUCUGAGUUGGUAUCUGGGGUUCUGAUCGGGUUCGGCUUAACGUCAAUGUUCCUGGUCACAUUUGGCAUCGUCCAAUGUUAUUCCCGCUUUUGCCGCAGCCGUAACAAACUUCCAAAACACGGCGCUCAGCAAAAUAUAACCCCCGAACAACAACCCGUACAAGUUGAGAAUGGUGUCCAGUUCAAGUCCAACGGAAGCUCCGGUCAGAAUCGCUACUAAGCCUCUGGUGACAGGCGGUAACGGAGCAAGUAGAGAAGACGAAACGGCAUAACUUGUUCCAACAGAGAUUUUAGAAGAAACCGCCGAUGAGACAACGAAAGAAAGCACCGUAACACUUGAGGAAAAGGAUGAUUUCGAUGUAGGAGAUGACUUUUUGAUGCAGGAAUUUAAAAUAAUAAAUAAUAUGUUGGUUUAUUUUACUAAUGUAUACGUGUGUCGUCUACAAUGUUAAACAACUUAUGAUGAUAUGAAGUAUAUAGUAUUGUACAUAUUUGUUAACAUUUAAUCAAUUAUAUAUUUUUAUAUUUUCACCGAUGUACUUAAUCUUUAGAUAUAAUCAAUUUUAUGUUUUUUACGCAAUAUUUAGCACAAAGCAUUUUCUGGCUGAUAGAUUCUUCCGUAUUUAAGACUACAUUUUUUAAGAUUGAUUUUAAAAUAAUGACGAAGAUGUUUUGCUAAAGAUAUAUUUCUUUUCGCGCUGAAAAACACAUUUUUGUAAUAAAACAAUUCUAAAAUUACUGUUAGUGGUGCUAGGUGCAUUGAUCAUUUGGAAUUGUUUCAAAAUUCGAUUAAUAACAGUUUGUUUAAGCUGAUCAAUGGAUUUUUUUCAUGAAACAUUUUAAUAAUGUAACAUGACUAUGCAUUUAGAUAAAAAAACAUCGUAUGAUUUUUCAAAUAUUCAGCAAAAAAAUGUUUGUUUUCAAAUAGUCAACAAAGAAAUAUUGUUUUAAAGUCUUUUUUGAAUACGUUACUGAAUGUACCUGUAGUCAUGAUAAAUUUGUAAGUCAAUGUACAUGUGCAAUCUGAGUGUAAUGUAAAUAACGUUUAAAAUAAUCUCAAGUUUGGUUGCGUUUUAUUUUUGCAAAACAUCAUAUUUAUCUUCAUCCAAUGUUCGGACUUUAAACGCUAUUAUUUCUUUACCAUCCAUUUUUUUACAGUUGUUUCGUUCAAAUUGUUUUCGUUUCUUUUUGUUAAACCCUUUUUCUCUAAGGGUGAUAUGCUUUUGAUAGUUUUUUUAGAGUGCAGCGCAUUUGUUUAAAAUCGUUGUAUCUGUAUUAGAGUAAACAAAUGAAUGCAAUUGUUUUCAAUAUAACAUUGAUAUAAUUGCAUUUUUCAUUCCAACGUGUCUUUUUUGUGAUACCAGUCAUUUACUAUAUGACAAUACAUGUGAUAGUUAUGGCGUCUUCCAUUUAUACACUUUUAUAAAGUUUGUAUGAUAUUCAAAUUAUUAAGACAUGGAUCCUUACAAUCAUAAUAUCUCUACUAACGUUUCGUUAGUAAUUGUAUAAAUAUAAAUAUAAGAUAAUUGUGUCAAAGCACUUCUUUUUAAUGUAUUUACUUAUGAUAUAUAUACUUAUUGGCACCAACAGCUUUUUGUGUAUAUUUGUCUUUAUUGUCCUAUAUAUAAGUGUUUUAUCUACUUAGCAUCCAGAUAUGAAUCAUGUUUUUAAUGUCUUUGUAUUAGGUGGUGUGAGUGUGUGUCUGGAUGUGUUGGGAGAUUACAGUUUUGUUUUAAAACGCUUUCAGAACUGAUUCAAACUAUAUUUAAGGAUUGUUUUACACUUUCGUAAAAUUUAAUGUGCUGUUUUUAUCUUGCCAUGUGUAUCUUAUUAUUUCUUGCUAUUGCUAUUAAAUGCGCAAAAAGUA